CCUUAGGGGCUCCCUUUAGAUUCCAUUAUUCACUUAGCUAUCCUAUGUCAGAGAAAUUAAAAUCUUGCCUAUGAUCAGAUCCCAUAGGAGAAACCAUGAAGGAAAGGUACGGAUGUGGUGCUGGCAUUAGUUCCAAAAUAUUCAAGUGAUAAUGGUAUUGGCCUUUGGUCACAUUUAGUGAUUACAAAAGAGCCUGGACAAAAAGCAGGCAGCAUAUCAAAAAAGAGCAGACCAGAGCAGAGCUCAGAGAAACCUUCUUAAGAAAGAAAGGCUCCUGUCAUCCUUCAGCUAUCUGAUAAACAAUGUUUCUGUUUGCUUCUUGAGGACCAUCCGUUGAAUGCUUAGGCAGGGGGUGAUGGCAGCUCUGUUGUCACUUGUCUUGGUGGCAGUCUCAGGUAUCCUAUCCACAGAUACUCAUCAUCUCAGCAAUUCAACUCUUCAUCACUUGACCCAAAAGUUGCUACAGAACUAUCCCAGAGGAGUGAGACCAGUUCAAAACUGGACUCAGGUCACAACUGUUUACCUGGAUUUAUUGGUUCAUGCUGUGUUGGAUGUGGAUGCACAGAAUCAAAAACUAAAGACUAGUGUGUGGUACCAAGAGAUUUGGAAUGAUGAGUUUUUAGCUUGGAACUCCAGUAUGUUUGAUGGAAUAGGAGAAAUUUCCCUUCCACUGAGUGCCAUCUGGGCCCCAGAUAUCAUCAUCAAUGAAUUCGUGGACAUUGAAAAAUCGCCUGAUAUUCCCUAUGUUUAUGUGAACUCAUCUGGGACCAUUAAGAACAAUAAGCCCAUCCAGGUGGUCUCUGCAUGCAGUUUGGAGACAUAUGCUUUCCCAUUUGAUACACAGAACUGCAGUCUCACCUUCAGCAGCAUCCUGCACACAGUGGCAGAUGUAGAUCUUGCCUUCCUGAGGAGCACAGAAGACAUUAAGAAAGACAAAAAGAUGUUCAUGAAUGAUGGUGAAUGGGAACUCCUCUCUGUGCCUUCAGCCUACCACGUCCUGUACAGUGAAGCCGGAGACUUUGCACAGAUUCAGUUUCACCUGGUGAUCCGCAGACGACCAUUGGCCCAUGUGGUAAAUCUGUUGAUUCCCAGUAUCUUCCUCAUGGUUGUGGAUUUAGGCAGCUUCUAUCUACCCCCAAACUGCCGCUCAAGGAUCACUUUCAAGACCAGCAUUCUGGUGGGCUACACAGUGUUCAAAGUCAACAUGUCUGAUGAGGUUCCCAGAAGUGCAGGGAGCACACCUUUGAUUGGUGUCUUCUUCACAAUUUGUAUGGCCUUCCUGGUUCUCAGCUUAUCUAAAUCUAUCCUUCUGGUGAAGUUCCUCCACACAGAGAGAAGCAAUGGGCAGGACCAUCCCCUCUUUUGUUUCCAAAAGACCUCUGGGACUAGACCACAGGACAGUGCCCUUGUGACCAGAACUUCUUUGAAGGUGACUGAUUCCCCAACAGAUGUUCCCCUCUCUCAAGAGCAUCAGACGCAGGCGGGGUUUCUGGAGGAGACUCUGGCCCAGCUCCAGUCCAUCAGCUCCUGUAUACAGGCUCUGGACCAGGCUGCCCAGCAGGAGGCUUCCUGGCUUAGGAUGCUGUACCGAUUUGACAAGCUUCUGUUCAGGGGUUACCUCCUGGUUCUGGGAGGGUACACGGUCACCCUGUGCUCCCUCUGGGCAGUGUGGGGCUCUCUUCAAAAGUAGCCAGGCCACAUUCAGAGUGUCCACAGUGUGUGUGUGUGUGCGUGUGUGUGUGUGUGUGUGUGUGUGAUGCAGGGAAAAGGGAUGGGCCACAAGACCACAGGCUGCUCUCUUCUCUAUUUCCAUUUACCACCAAUGAUGUUUUUAAGAGCAAGAGAAAUAAUACAGAAUAGCAGAAAGGACAUUGGUUCUGGAGUCAAAGUAUGGGGUUCAGAUCCUCCCUUUGCCACCAACUAUCUUCCACAAGCCAUUUAUCCUCUGGCUAUAAAAUGAAGAGGUCAGACUAGAUGGCCUCUCUACCCCUUGCAGAUCUACCUGUUGUUCAGGGCACUUUUCAUCACCCCUGGGCCAUCCUAUCCAUGACGUUUUCUUGGCAAAGGUACUGGAAGGGUUUGCUGUUUCCUU
Sarcophilus harrisii (Tasmanian devil) is the source of this 2092-nucleotide messenger RNA. RefSeq names its product 5-hydroxytryptamine receptor 3B (gene HTR3B). NCBI's taxonomy places the organism in Eukaryota, Metazoa, Chordata, Mammalia, Dasyuromorphia, Dasyuridae. Gene Ontology annotation, molecular function: transmembrane signaling receptor activity; neurotransmitter receptor activity; extracellular ligand-gated monoatomic ion channel activity. Gene Ontology annotation, cellular component: postsynaptic membrane; synapse; neuron projection. The transcript has 9 exons. The record is from RefSeq and is a predicted model, not a curated record. The coding region runs from base 338 to 1690 and encodes 450 amino acids. Gene Ontology annotation, biological process: monoatomic ion transmembrane transport; signal transduction; chemical synaptic transmission.